AUGAAAGCAGGCACCAUGCAACUCCUCAAAGUGCAGGCAAGGCAAAAGUUCCAGUUGCCUACCACCUGGAAUCCAAGCGACGAAACCAUCCGGACGCGACUCAAGAAAAGGAUCCAUACGGUCAAUCCAAGAAAAGGACCCAAAAGUCCUGUAGAUCCUUCGGUGGAACGAACCGUAGUGGAAAUGGCGACUGCUUUCCAAAAGAGGACCGGAAGAUCCAUGUCCCAGUCUGGUAUCAUUCAACUGGUCAAUGAUUUAAUCAAAGGCAAACCGAUUCUGGAGCAGGAGAUUAUUGACUGGCAACUUUUGUACUGUCCACAUAUACGCAAGCGGUUUGAGACAACGAAAGAACGCCCUACCUCGGCCAACUUGGGUCCCGGAUGGUACAAGGGCUUUCGGGAACGAAAUCCUGACUUUGCAAUGGUUGUUCGUAACGGCACUACAAUUUGA
Messenger RNA from Cylindrotheca closterium, 450 nucleotides. Lineage: Eukaryota; Bacillariophyta; Bacillariophyceae; Bacillariales; Bacillariaceae. The record is from the annotation of a GenBank genome assembly.